Molecule: messenger RNA, 903 nt
Organism: Uranotaenia lowii
Lineage: Eukaryota; Metazoa; Arthropoda; Insecta; Diptera; Culicidae
Product: protein no-on-transient A-like
Exons: 1
Coding region: 27-287 (86 amino acids)
Source: RefSeq, a predicted model, not a curated record
ACAACAAUAGCCACAGCGCGCAACAGAUGCAAGGAGGCCCACCCCCCAAGGGCCAGCGGGAACCGAACUCGGGAGGCCGGAACAGGGGAGGUCGUGGUGGAGGUGGAGGCGGAGGUGGAGGUAAGCAUAAACAAAAUCAGAAUCAGGCAGCUGCAGGCGGCGCCAUCAAUUCUAACAGCGGCGGCAACAAAGCUGCCGAACUUCACCACGGAGGUGGGGGUGGAGCUCCACCGGUGUCCUCGGCUGUUGUGGCGCCAAAGGAGGGCCUGGUCAAUGGGUCCUCUUAGAAGUUGCUGUUGGCAGACGCUGCUCAUAGUGCUGCUGCUCCCAAACAUAAUGGCUCUGACACCACUAUGAUGAUUGGUGGUGGCCAACCGCUUUUACUGCUGGUGGGAGCAUAAAACUAAAAAGAUGAUGAAUACUACUAUCACUACUACUACUUGUAACAGCAAUUAUUAAAAGAAAUGCUACUACUACUACUAUUACUAAAACAUACAUACAACACUUAUAAUAAAUGAAGUGAAUAAUGAAAAAGGCAACAAAAACAUACACAACAAACAGAAUAUUAGCAGAGAGAAGAAGCGGCUCGACAAAACUACCGAUUACUACUUGAAGUAUAUUUGCGUGUAUUCUCAAAUUAAACGGAAGAAAUCAAACGCUAGAGGAGGCAGUUAGAUUAUUAGCAAAAAAAGGUACACCACCACCGGAGACCUUUUACACAAUACCUACUACAUACCAGAGAACGGAAGCAUAUAGAUGAUACAAACAAAAUAUCACAAGCAAACAUUGAAGCCAAGAUGUUGGAACACUAGCUGUAUAGAGAACCAAGAAGAGAGCAACCCUUUGUGUAAAUGUGUAAAAAAUAUGAAGCAUAUUAUUAAAAUACAAACAAAACAAAAAAAA